Molecule: messenger RNA, 4798 nt
Organism: Parathielavia appendiculata
Lineage: Eukaryota; Fungi; Ascomycota; Sordariomycetes; Sordariales; Chaetomiaceae
Product: phospholipid-translocating P-type ATPase
Exons: 4
Coding region: 346-4701 (1451 amino acids)
Biological process (GO): post-Golgi vesicle-mediated transport; endocytic recycling; phospholipid translocation
Cellular component (GO): plasma membrane
Molecular function (GO): ATPase-coupled intramembrane lipid carrier activity; ATP binding; ATP hydrolysis activity
Source: RefSeq, a predicted model, not a curated record
CUUGGCCAGCGCCUCCUUGAAUCCCUUUGCCUCGUGCUUUUCAUACGCAUGCCUGGGCUUGGGCUUCAAACUCUUCAACAUGUCUCAAUGGUUGUCCCUCUCUUGUACUCGUUUCUUCAUGUCUCGCAUCUUUUGGGGUCGCGCAUCGGCACUCUGGACGACCCUGAGCUCCACUCACACCCAACCUGGCUGGAAACGACGUUUCUUUCCUUCCUUUGUAUUCCCGUGUUCCAAAAUCAGGUUUCUGACGUCAAGCUUCCUCAUUCACCAGCCACAAACACUCGCUCGAGAGAGGCCUGAAUAUGCUGUUGGCAGCUUGAACAAUGUUGUGCCCGCCACGACACGAUGAACGGCUGUGAAAAUGGUGGAAAUAGCGCGAACAGCAGCAUGGGCGUAUUGGAUCAGGUCCCAGUUGACAAAGCUCCGGCCACUGUUCCACUCCCUGUUAGGACCGGCACGACUCAGAGAAGGCUGUCUUUCAGAGCCUCUGCGAAGCAAUGGUACCAGAACAUCGUUGACGGGCUCAUCUUCUGGCGCAACUCGCUGCCGCCAUCUAAGGACGGGCGGCACUUACCCUUGAACCCGCUUCGUGAUGGGCCUCUAAUCGACGAAAGGCGGGGUUUGCCUUACAUCUCCAACUCGAUCCGGACCUCUCGCUACACCGUCUACGACUUCUUCCCGAAGCAGCUCAUCUUCCAAUUCACUCGCCUGGCCAACUUUUAUUUCCUAUGUGUUGGCAUCCCCCAGACGAUCCCCGGCAUCAGCACGACGGGCAACUACACCACCAUCCUCCCGCUCCUGUUCUUCGUCCUGCUCACGAUUGCCAAGGAGGGCUACGAUGACUGGAGGAGACAUCGCCUCGACAAGGUUGAAAACGCCAAGCUGGCGACUGUGCUGAGGAGCGCCACCGGCAGCCGGAUAAGCAGAGGCUGGAGAGCGUGCAUCAACGCCCCCUCCAUGAAAUCACUCGCUGUUAGCAAAGGGUGCGAGACGGGACUGGCUAACCAGUUCGGCUUGCGAUGGCACACGGUCGAAUGGAAGGAUCUCGAAGUGGGAGACGUCAUCAGACUGGCCAGAGACGAAGAUGUCCCAGCCGACAUCGUACUCCUGCAUGCCGAUGGUGAAGAGGGCUUGGCCUACAUUGAAACCAUGGCCCUCGAUGGCGAAACGAACCUCAAGAGCAAGCAGGUGUCAACAGCCUUGAGAGGAUGUGACACAAUCGAAGGCAUCUGCAGUUGUGGCGCCGAGUUUGUGGUCGAGGACCCCAACCCGGAUUUAUACCGUUUUGACGGCCGCGUCACUGUGAACGGCGAGACGCUGCCCCUGACAUUGAACGAAGUUGUUUACCGGGGCUGUACCGUUCGCAACACGACGACGGUCAUUGGAAUGGUGAUCAACACUGGGGAGGAGACCAAGAUUCGGAGAAACGCCAACCGCCAUCCCAGUGCCAAGAAGCCAGCACUCGAGCGCAUGGCGAACUUGAUCGUUAUUGCUCUCGUCAUCUAUCUUAUCGCCCUCGUUGCCGGCUGUUCAGGAGGCUACGCCAUCUGGCAACAUAGUUAUGAGCGAGUUGCCUGGUACUUGGCGGACGUACCGGUUCCUUACUCCCACAUCAUCAUGGGAUAUGCGAUUCAGUUCAACAACGUCAUACCGCUGGCUCUGUACGUGAGCUUGGAGAUUGUCAAGAUCUGCCAGAUGCUUCUGCUGAAUUCCGACAUCGAAAUGUACGACGAGGUGUCGGACACCGCGGCGAGGUGCAACACCAACACCAUUCUUGAGAACCUGGGCCAGGUUGGCUACUUGUUCUCAGACAAGACCGGAACUCUGACAGAGAACGUCAUGCGGUUCCGGAAGAUGAGCGUGGCCGGCACGGCUUGGCUACACGAUAUGGACCUUGCACAUGAUGGCAACAAACAUGCUGAGUUGUCGAAAGGAGGUGGGCUAGCAGCGUUGGAUGUCGACGCCGAGCAUGGUGCUGCUUCUCCCAUCGACCCUGGCCCUUCAAGAGUUCUGUCACCAACCACCUCAACCGAUUGCAAACCCGGGCGUCGAUCGUCGUCCCAAUGGCGAUCAACUGGCCGACCUGAGCAUGUGCAACCAGAUCUCACCACCGUGGACCUGCUGAAAUACAUCCAACUCCGACCAAAUUCGGCCUUCUCUCGACGCGCUACUCAAUACAUUCUUGCCAUGGCACUCUGCCAUACAUGUCUGCCAGAGGUCAAAGACGGAAGCAUUGACUUUCAAGCCGCUUCGCCUGAUGAGCUUGCCCUGGUACGGGCCGCCCACGACCUCGGCUUCCUUGUCGUCCAGAGAAACAAGCAAGCCGUCACUCUCCGCAUUUCCGUCGGCGACGGGCAUUCAAAUCGCACCUACCAGAUCCUGGACGUAAUUGAGUUCAGUAGCAAACGCAAGCGCAUGUCUAUCAUCGUUCGCUGCCCAGACGGGAGGAUCUGGCUCCUUGCCAAAGGCGCUGACUCCGUAAUCCUGCCGCGCCUGAGGAUGGCUGGCCUGGCCACCCAAACAACCAAGGAACUGCGAGAGAGUCUCGAGUUUGAGCACCAACUUGUUCGCAAGAGCGAGGCUCGCGAGCCCCGCAACAGCUUUGGCGGGAGGCCGAGCCUCACCAUCCGGCGGAGCCUCGCCCUCGCGCGGCAGGGCUCAGUGGCUGCCAUCGGCAGUAGCAAGCGAUCAGGUCUGAACAGGAGCAACUCGUUUGAGGUUGGCCGGCUUGUCCCUCUCUCUCAUAUGCAGCCUCGGCCUGUUCUCAACGCCCGUACCGUUUCCCUUGAUGUUUCCCGCCCAGUGUCUACUGAUCGGGCAACCCCUGUAACCGUACCGAGCAAGUAUGCCUUCCUAGAAGACCCCGCGCUGUUUGAUGAUGCCACCAUCUUCAGUCGGUGUUUUCGGCAGAUCGAUGAUUUUGCCACUGAAGGCCUGCGGACCCUUCUCUUCGCACACAGAUUCCUCACCGAGCAAGAGUACAGGGCCUGGAAGAAGCUGUACCACGAUGCAGAGACCAGUUUGGUGGAUCGCCAGGACCGUAUCGAAGCCGUGGGAGACAUGCUUGAACAGUCCCUCGAUCUGAUCGGCGCAUCGGGCAUCGAAGAUCAACUGCAGCCGGGCGUUGCCGAAACCAUAGACCGACUGCGGCGAGCAAACAUCAAGAUAUGGAUGCUCACGGGCGACAAGCGGGAAACAGCUAUCAACAUAGCCCACUUGGCACGCAUCUGCAGACCCGGAUCCGACAUAUUCGUGCUCGACAUUGCCAAAGGCGAUCUCCAAGGACAGAUCCUCACCAUCAUGGAGGACCUCCAACUCCAGGCCGAAACCAACACUUCCCACGUCCCGGGCCAAACGGUAAUCGUCAUCGACGGCCACACCCUGGCCGCCUUGGAACACCCCGAAGCCGCAACCGCAAAAUCAUCCUUCUAUCGCCUCGUCCUCACCAUCGACUCGGUAAUUUGUUGCCGCGCCUCGCCCGCGCAAAAAGCCCUCCUCGUCCGCGCGGUUGGCAACGCCUCCAGCACCCAUUCCCACUACCACCACUCCCUCCUCCGCCGCUCCCGCCUAACACCCUCUCCUCGCGGCCAACUGACGCUCGCCAUAGGGGACGGCGCAAACGACCUGGCCAUGCUCGCGGCCGCGGACGUGGGCGUGGGCAUCUCGGGCCGCGAGGGCCUGCAGGCGGCGCGCGUGGCCGAUUACGCCGUGGCACAGUUCCGGUUCCUCGCGCGCCUGCUGCUGGUGCAUGGGAGGUGGAACUAUGCGCGCACGGCGCGGUUCGUGCUGGCGACGUUUUGGAAGGAGAUGUUGUUCUAUCUGCCGACUACGCUGUACCAGGGCUGUGUCGGGUAUACCGGCACGAGCCUGUAUGAGAGCUGGAGUCUGACCGUGUUUAACACGUUGUUUACAAGUUUGUGUGUUAUUGUGCCGGGCGUUUGGGAGCAAGAUCUGUCGGCCGAGACAUUGCUGGCUGUGCCGGAGUUGUAUGUGUUUGGACAGCGAGACGGCGGGCUGAACGUGCGCAAGUACUUCGCUUGGAUGUUCGGAGCAGCAGCCGAGGGAGUUUUGGUUUGGUACUUUUGCUGGACACUGUACGGUGGGCUGAGUCCCGUCAAUGAUGGUGGGUUGUUUGCCCUGGGAAAUUUGGUUUUCUCGGUAAACGUCGUCUGGAUCAACUUGAAGCUUCUGCUUCUGGACACCCACUACAAGACCGACAUCGUCAUAGGGUCGUUCAUCAUCACUGUCGGCGGCUGGUGGGUGUGGCAGGCUUUUCUGGCCGGCGUGUAUGCGCCAGGCGUGUGGCCGUAUGCUGUGAAAGGGGGCUUCUUCUCGUCCUUUGGGCCCGAUCCUGCCUGGUGGAUAGCGCUGAUCGGUGCACUUGGCCUCCUGACCUGCAUUGAAUUGGCGUACACAUCGGCCAAGCGGAGCUUGAUUGUGGCCGGUCUCUGGAAGUUCGGCCGGAAGUGGCUCAAAUGGUCGACAUGGAAGAAGGCUUUUUGGUCGACUUCUAGCACUGGUGGCAACCUAUGGACCGCGGAAGGAACCAAAGGAAGUCUGGAGGAAUGGGAUGUGGAGUUGUGGCAGGUUAUGGAGCAGGAUCCUUCCAUUCGUGACACCUUGCGCAAGAUGAGCAGGUUUGAACAUGAGGAAGGAGGAGACCUGGGGUGCGAUGGAUUUGAGGGCAUCAGUCGUGUUUGAGAGGUUUGGAAUAAGGGCGUAUGUGUUUUCGCGUGUAUUUGGCGUCUGAGAUAUCCUGAAUAUGGCGGUUCAAUCCAACAGAGUAUUUGGAAGUAGG